Molecule: messenger RNA, 1636 nt
Organism: Paralichthys olivaceus (Japanese flounder)
Lineage: Eukaryota; Metazoa; Chordata; Actinopteri; Pleuronectiformes; Paralichthyidae
Source: RefSeq, a predicted model, not a curated record
GAGGACUUCCUGCUCUACAACAUGCUGGACAACAUGAGCCCGCCCACCUGUGACAUCAGUACGGAGGGAGGACUGCAGGUUGCACACACCUGUGAGGUCAGUACGCUGUUUGAGGAGGAAGAAGAGGGGGAGGAGAAGGAGGAGGAGGGGGGGGGCUCCAUCUUCCGUCUGCAGGGGGGCUCAGUGGAUCUUUCUUGUCCCAUCAACCCCCCCGCCACCAAGGAGGAGAUGGCUCAGUCUGCUCACCUCAUGACUCUCGGACUCUGUCGCAUCUCAGCCGCCAGACAUCCUCCCCCUCCUUCCCCCACCCAACCCCUUCCUCCCCCCGAACGCCCCCCCCAUGUGUCCCAGGCCAACAGGAAGCGGUGCAAGACAAACAGUCGACAGAUGAGGACUCCGCUGCCAUGUCUCCUUUGUCCUGUGAUGCUUUCGUCCAGGCGGCUGCUGGACGUCCACGUCCAGUCCCACCGAGCAGCCGGUGGCUUCAGCUGCGUCCGCUGCAGCUGGAUGGCCAACAGCUGGGAUGACCUAGAACCUCAUUGGACAAGCCAUUGCAGUAGGAAAAGGAGGAAGGAAGAGGCGGAGGGGGAGAAAGAGGCGGAGGGGGAGAAAGAGGCGGCGGCGGAGGCAGCAUUGAGUUGUCCUGUCUCUCUGAGGACGUUCAGGAAUGUUGCAUCACAAAACAGUAGUCCCCACAGUAACAGCUCAGGCAGAUGGAAGAGCCAGCUGAUUGGACAAGCAGGAGGGGAGGAGGCGGAGCUUACAGACAGACAGACACCUGGCAGCCAAUCAGACACCAACCUAAGUGUGAUGGUUCCUGGUCUGACUGGUAGGCGACAGCCUGGCUCACUGCAGAGCACCACCAGUACCACCAACAACAACAAGAAGAAGACCAGGAGAAAGAAAAAGAAAGAAAAAGAUAAAGAGGAGGCUACGGAGACGGGUUUCUGCUGCUCACUAUGUCACAGGAAGUUCUCCUCUAAACUGACUCUGAGGCGUCACCUGGGAGUCCACGGAGGAGAGAGACCAUUCACCUGUCCACAAUGUUCAUACAGCAGCCGACUGAGGGCCUCGCUGCUGCAACACCUGAGGACGCACACAGGUGAGAAGCCGCACAGGUGUGGUCAGUGUCCGUACGCCUCAAUCGAUCGCAGCUCUCUGAUCAGACACAGUCGAACUCACAGUCAAGAGAAACCCCACAGAUGUACACACUGUGACUACAGCAGCAUCCAGAAGAAGAGUUUGGACCUCCACGCCCGUCGUCACCACACAGGUGAGGCAUUUCCAUGCGGAGAGUGUGUAUACUCAAGCCCGGACCGUCAACUCCUGCUCAGACAUGUUCGCAGACACCAUGCCCCCUUGCAGCACGCUGCUCUGUGAAUUCCAAGCGCUCUGAUUGGACUGUUAGCUUGUGAGCGGAACUACACUGAUGAUGUCACAGUCAGACUUUAACAAAGUUUUUAUUGAUAACGAAAAUAAAAUGUAAAAAAUGAAUCAGUGUGUGAGUGAGUCAGUGUCUAGAGUGACUCAUGUUAUAACUCAUCCCGGCUGCAGACGCCCGGCGUUCACACUAUGAUGAUGAUGUGACAGCGUGGGCGGAACCCCGUCAUCCUGCUGAGUUUUAGGAAGUGGAUUA